UAAAUAAAUAAAUAAAUAAACGGUCCCCUCUAGCUGUAGCUCCAGCUGUUGGGUGCAGCGUCGCGGAGUCGGAGGCUCAGUUGUUGGAUUAGGGGGUUGGGCUGCCUCGCUGUUCGGAAAGCCGCCGUCGUUGAGUUUGUCCCCAGUGGUCCCGCGUCGCUUCCCCGCAGCAGCAGCAGCGACACCGCCGCACCUCGCCGCCUCCAGCCGCACCUGCUGCCUCUCACACCGCAGCACAGCAGGCGGGACAAGGACGAGCUGAGCAGUCCUGAGGGAAAUAAAGGAGAAUAAUCAGGUUGAAAAUGGUCAAACUGGGGAGUAAUCUUCAGGACAAAGGGGCCAAAGCUGUGAGCGUGGAGGACGGCUUCCAAAAUGUGCCCCUCAUCACUCCUCUGGAUGUUGGCAGCCUCCAAAGCCAAGCACCUGACAAGGUGGUGGUGAAAACUCGCACGGAGUACCAGACAGAGAAGAAGCGACUGAGGGUUCCUAAGGUGGAGGAGUUCACCAUCAGCUUUACUGACGGAGUGUCCGAGAGACUCAAGGUGACAGUUCUGAUCAUCCUGGCCUUGGCCUUCCUUGCCUGCAUCGUGUUCCUGGUGGUUUAUAAAGCUUUCACCUACGACCACGCCUGCCCAGAUGGAUUCAUUUAUAAGCACAAGAGGUGUAUCCCAGCUUCUCUUGAGGCCUACUACGCUGCCCAAGAUGCCAACUCCAGGGGUCGCUUCUACACGGUGAUCAGCCACUACAGCAUGGCCAAGCAGACCACCUCUCACUCUGUCUCCCCCUGGCUGCCUGGAGGGGCAACAGGACACGAAGCUAAACCUCCGAGCGGCGAAGGCCACUGAGUUAGCUUCCAGGAUGUGAACACACACAAACACAUGAAAAUGAAAACAAGUGGAGGUAGACCAAGAACAACUCAUUGAUAAACAUUUAGAGCUAUAGACAAAAAGAAACAACAGCUAAAAAUAAAGAAUAGAGUAAAAACAUGCAUGCACACAUUGAGUUGGUGUAGAUUUAAAAUCAUCCAUCAUGGUUGUUCUAAAUGCUUGAAUAGAAGGCAACACAUUUUCCUUUCUUGGUUCUUGAAAACAUAUUUUUUUGGUUUUAUCCGACAUGUGGGGGGAGUCCAGUUGCCUUUUAUUCAAGCUCUCAGGAUGCCCAAAACAUCCCCUGAACAUGUGUAUGCUCAUUCUUUCCAGGGAUUAUUGUUUAUGGAUUUUGGCUGGUUCUUGCUCUCACACAGCCUGCAUAGUCUUGUUUACCUCCUUCAUCUAAUUUAUUAGACAUUUACUGUCAUGAUGUAUUUGUUUUUAAAUGUAAUGAACAGAUGUUUUGUAUGCCAUUGCCACUUUUUUUGUACAAAAGCACCAGUUACAGGUAAUUUUGUUUGUUUCGAAUAUCUCUACCACUCAUUUUUACGUGUUUAGUUUUGGGACUUUAAGCAUUUUCUUUUGCUGUAUUUUUUAAUAUAGUUCCUGUAACAUCACUCUAGUAUUCUCCAUCUUUUAUCAUUGUUUCUUAAAGAAUGCUUCUCAGCAGAUGGUCCGAGGUUAACGUCCACAGCUAGAAUGACUGCUGCUGUUUGAUAGCUUCUGUACAAUUACAUUUUCAAUGUGCUGUGCCAUAAACCCUGAAAUCACCCCAAGCUGUGCAUACAGUUGUGCACUCAGGCUAGCUUUGCGUGUUUGCAUUGUAGUAGCAAGGUUUCCUUUGUUAAGACCUACAGUUUAUUUAUGUGAACUAUAAAACUGCUUCAGCUGCCAGUCUCAUACUUUGAUUAAACACAAGUUGGCUGGUGGAAAUGGAGAUAUAGUGCACAUCACUGUUUCGUGUCAACGCUCCUAUGGGCUUCAGCUGCAGCUGAACUAUCUUUGUGUAUUGUUAUUUUUAAAUGUUGGAUCGAUUGUCGAAAGCGCUUUAAUCAGAUAUUGUGAUGUGUUAGUUGUAUUGAUACCUGGUGUAAUUUAUCAGCGUGUGUGACCUUGUCCCUGCCCUCUUGGUUUGAAUUCUGAAUAAAGACAAGCUGUGACCUGUGCUGAGUGUCUGUUCCACUGUGUUUCUGUUGCUCUGACAUCGUGGGCCCGAGCUGAUCGACAGCAGCUGCUUUCUUUUUUUUUUUUUCCA
Messenger RNA from Nematolebias whitei (Rio pearlfish), 2124 nucleotides. It is a transcript of the gene nsg2, whose product is annotated as neuronal vesicle trafficking associated 2. Gene Ontology annotation, molecular function: clathrin light chain binding. The record is from RefSeq and is a predicted model, not a curated record. Lineage: Eukaryota; Metazoa; Chordata; Actinopteri; Cyprinodontiformes; Rivulidae. Gene Ontology annotation, cellular component: endosome; membrane. Bases 303 to 845 code for a protein of 180 amino acids. The transcript is spliced from 5 exons. Gene Ontology annotation, biological process: clathrin coat assembly; G protein-coupled dopamine receptor signaling pathway; endosomal transport.